AUGCAAAUAGAGGCCUGGGAAAGACUGGAGGCUGUUCAUUGCUCAUUGAGAGCCCCUGUGUGUUUUCUCAUCUCUGGCAUAAAGCGCUUUGGUGAUUAUCCUUUUAGGAAUAACUCGCCAGGAGAAAAGUUGGGAGUCAACUUUGAAGGCAACAGCUUUGUGUGGAUGCUUAUGGAGCUGGUGGCAAGCUGGGAGAACUACCUUUGGGAAGGGAUGCUUGUUCUAAGACGCCUGGUCCUCCAUAAAGGCUUCAGCCCACCCACAGAGCCUGGGAAAUGGAUACUGUUACAGAAUCAAUGUGUGGAAGUGGCUGUUAUCUUUGGUUAUCUAGCUGUAUGA
This is a messenger RNA of Pelobates cultripes (western spadefoot toad), 339 nucleotides long. NCBI's taxonomy places the organism in Eukaryota, Metazoa, Chordata, Amphibia, Anura, Pelobatidae. The record is from the annotation of a GenBank genome assembly.